CAAAAUGGGCAAUUGCAGCACCUCUUCUUCGACCCUGGUGGCCACCGCCAAACUCGUCCUGCACGACGGCAGGCUCCAGGAGUUCUCCUAUCCCGUUAAGGCUUCCUACGUCUUGCAGAAGUAUCCCAUGUGUUUCAUUUGUAACUCCGACGACAUGGACUUCGACGACGUCGUCACGCCCAUCGACGAGGACGAAGAGCUGCAACUCGGCCAGCUCUAUUUUGUUUUGCCUCUGACCCGCUUAGAGCAUCGGUUGCGGGCCGAGGAGAUGGCCGCAUUGGCCGUCAAAGCCAGCUCGGCCCUCGCAAAAAGCAGUGGGGGUGGGAAAUACGUCUGUGACCGGAAACAGGUCAUGUUUUCCGGCGGAGAGACGAAAAGAUCUCAUAAAAGAGUGUCUCCGGGAGUUAAUAACAGCGAUAGGUCCAGGAGAGGGAGGAGUAGAGGAAAAUUUACGGCCAUAUUGAGUGCAAUACCAGAGUAGUGGUAAUUUUCGGUCUAAAAUGUGGUUCGGUGAUUUUUUGUUGUCGUUGUAUAUACAUUUAAUCUUUCCCCAGGGAAUUCUUAAUUCUUGAACGUGACCAAGAGCUGGAUGUUCCACGGAAACAAGUUAAUAUGAUUAGAUUUGAGUAGUGGGCAAAAUUUGACCCAGUCA
Molecule: messenger RNA, 652 nt
Organism: Neltuma alba
Lineage: Eukaryota; Viridiplantae; Streptophyta; Magnoliopsida; Fabales; Fabaceae
Exons: 1
Coding region: 5-481 (158 amino acids)
Source: RefSeq, a predicted model, not a curated record